This is a messenger RNA of Aspergillus calidoustus, 2485 nucleotides long. The record is from the annotation of a GenBank genome assembly. NCBI's taxonomy places the organism in Eukaryota, Fungi, Ascomycota, Eurotiomycetes, Eurotiales, Aspergillaceae.
AUCGCGGGGUAAUUGGAGUAAAUGUUCCUUCUCAACUUCAUACAACACAUCAAUCCUCAAUUGCUUCUAUUCCAUGUAUAUCGUGGUAUAAGAGAUGCCUCCACCAUCAAGCUCAACUAGGCGAGCAGUGGAAAAAAAUCGCAUUCGGAUCCCCUCGUGUGAGCCCUGUCGUUUAUCCAAACUCGCUUGUGAUCACAAGCGUCCAGCAUGCUCCCGUUGCGCCAGUCGUGAAAUCACUCAACAGUGCGUCUAUAGAAAGAAUCCAUUCAAGCGACAUAGGCCAAUUGUGGUCUCUCAGCAACAUCAUGUUCUUCCAACAAGCGGGCCAAAUGGCUUGUCGCCUGAAAGACCAGUGGCCACCUUUCAAAUGAAACGGUAUCCAAAUCCAGGCUACCAAGGGUCAUCAUCUCUCAAGACAGUGCUGGAUAAUCUUGGUGACCACUUAGCCGUUAGAAUUGAUACCUCCAGACCUCAUGUCAACGACCAACAGUCGUCACGAGACGCUGUACUUCGGGCAGAUAGCUCCAAGAUGGUCGAUGAAGGAGUACAGCUGUUAGAGACGUUCCUUGAUUAUCUUGCUGAUGAUGCUUUUCGACAACUGUUCUCCGAAGCGAAAGGAAGCGGUUUACAAACCCACUUGGGUACCUUCUUACUUUUCCCAUUCUUUGAAAGUCUGGCGAACGAAAUUGACAUCAUACGACAAUCAGAAAACCGGCAGGCAAGCUCGUUCGCACUAUCACAACGCCUCUUUGAAAAGGCAAACCAACCCGUUGAGAUUCAUAGCGCCAUGACUCUUGAAGAGUUUGCCGCUCAGUACACGGGGCAAAAUUUACGAUGGGAAACGGUGGGUUUAAUUAUUACACUAGCCGGCAUUGCUUCUACCGAGAUACGAGUCCCGCAUCCAGCCUGCAAAACAGAAGAGGAACGCCAACUUCUGAGGACAAACCUUGUUCAUUUGACCAACAAAUGUGUUGGCUUCUGCGAUUCUUUGGACACAUUGAAUGAUAUCACUAUGAUAUUCAUAUACGAGAGCUUCCUUCUUGCUUCAAUAUUCUAUGGCGAUCAAAGUUUCAAGGCUUGGAGAAGACUUAAUCAUGCUUCCAGCGCACUGUUUGCAGAUGGGCUUCACGAGACUGUCAAAGAAAAACAGUAUCUCCCAUUCUUCCUAACACAGUUACGCCAGCAAAUCUUUGCACGAAUUUAUGGAUCCGAUAUUAGUUUCGCUGUCUUUCUAGGCCGUCCUCCGCGGGUAAGUAAACGCUUUUGUUAUACAAGUAUGCCUCUCGACAUCGAAGAGGAUAUAUACUGUCUAGUAGGAGAAGCUUUGGACCAAGAAUUGGCACACCUGGACCGAAACGGUUGGAACACUCUCGGCCAGAUCAGGAAAAGUGCUGUCAUACGAUGGUCUAUGAUCACCUCUAUGAUCCGUGAAGAUGCUUUAGAAACUCUACUUGGACGUAAUCUCACCAAUGUACCACAGCGAAUCGGUGAGCUUCAAGCGAAGAUUGACCAUGCGUGGAAAGAUCUUCCCCCGUUUCUCACAAUUCCAACCCGGGAUCUUUGGCUGAAAGGACGCUCCUGCCAUGAGGUAGACACUUUGCAUCAAAUUCGUCUACUUUACCUCAAUACCGCCUUUUUAAUCGAAUGGGCGGCUUCGCGACAUGGCCUUCAAGAUACUGGUGCCUUGUUUGUCAAUGCUAGUGAACUACUCUCAUGGGUUAAUGAAGCUCUAGUCAGGCGUGAACAGUUGUCCGAAAGAGGUUUGAUUUCUCUAGCAUGGAGGGUUACUUCUUGUGCUCUACCCGCUGCCGGUGCUAUUGCCUGGUAUCUCCUCCAGCCAUCGUCCCGUGUCGGCCUCAAUCUCGACUUAUCAUCGAGAAGACGCAGCAUAGAGAAUCUCUCAGUGCUCAUUGCUCACAUGGGUGUCCUACAUGAUCCUGGAGACGGGAACUAUCAGCUUUUCUGCCACGCCAAAAGUGCUCUGCAAUCUGCAAUGGACACUAUCCUCAGUCUUCCAGAUCCCGCUCAGCCUGAGAAUUCCUUAGAUAUGCUAUCCUCGGCUGCACUGUCACCAGACUGGAUCUUUUCGGAUUAUUUAGGGCUUGGGGUUGAUUCAUGGAUCGGUCUUCCGGAUCGCGGGUCUUUUAUGACAAUAGAUGAUAAUAUGUUAUAUUGAAUGGUGAAUAUUUGUGUUUAUGGUAGUGAAGCUUUAGAAAUUUCUGGCUUUGCCUUGACAAAAUUAUUGGGAUCCACGCUGCGGAUUCUGCGAUAUAUGAGAUAUUUGCAUUCAAAUUCAUUCCUCGUGUACAUACAAGUCUAUCGAAGGAAUGAACCCAGGCUCCCAUUCGGUACGGCCUCAACUCAACCAUUACAACAGAGGAAACGCAACAUCCAACCCCAAGCUCUUCCCAACCCAAUAUCCAAUAGCCUGUCUCACGAUACUAUUGCUAGACCAUGCCCUAGACGGAUGCACCCUAUUACUAAA